AUGGCUACUCGAAGCAGGAGCAGCAGCGUUGCAGCUUUCCUUAAAGCAUUGAUAAGACUCUUUUGCGAUGUGGCCUUCUUCUGGCACAUGCGCUUAUGGGCGUGGUGGACUCGUCCAAGCCAGAAAGACAUUCAACUAGAAUGUUUGAACUCUGCCCGAUACUAUGAAGAGUGGGAGGCUGCAGCUUUCGCAUUGGACGAGCUCUUUGGCAACGACCUCUGGUUCGAAAAUCCUUCUUCAAAACACUAUGACUAUCGCCUAAUUCAUUCAAGACUGCAAUACAUCCUAGAAGCUCGAGAAGAUGAUGAUAUCCUUGGUCUGGUAAAUCUUCUGCGUUCCGGGCUGGUCCGCAACCUUGGGAACAUUACGGCACCUCGUCUAUACAAUCGAGCUUAUGCUGGCACUAAACUCUUGAUCGAAGACUACAUUACUCAAGUCGCGCUCGCCGUCGAAUAUGUCACGGCAUAUCCAACAUCGCCCAUGUAUGAUACGAGUCUGACCAACCAGGCCAAGCUCGAUCUCCUUCAUGAUACCCGCCAGGCUUUAGGUCGUAGUGUCCUCGUGCUACAGGGAGGAUCGAUCUUUGGACUCUGCCACAUCGGUGUGGUGAAGGCUCUACAUCUACGAGGUCUGUUACCACGCAUCAUUUCUGGAACGGCGACUGGUGCUCUCAUGGCCGCCCUUGUUGGCGUGCACAAUGAAGAUGAAUUACUCAAGUUCCUGAGUGGUGAGGGUAUUGACCUUACUGCCUUCGCUACCCGUUCGGAUCAAAUGGCCAAGAACAGUGACAGUGGCUUUGUACAGCACGGCUGGAUUUCGACAUGGUUUAGACGCGCCAAGCGCUUUAUUACUGAAGGCUAUCUCCUGGACUCUCGGGUGCUAGAAGAAUGUGUUCGUGCCAAUGUUGGAGAUCUGACCUUUAUGGAAGCGUAUCAGCGGACCAAGCGUGUAUUGAACAUCACUGUGGCCCCAAUGGGCAAUGGCAUGCCCAACCUACUCAACUAUCUCACAGCCCCGAAUGUGCUCAUCUGGUCCGCAGCGCUAGCGUCCAAUGCCUCUGAUGUUCUCUAUUCGCCGUUGACCAUGAAAUGCAAAGACGAGUCAGGCAAUAUCGUUCCCUGGGCAUCCACCCAUCCAAUUAAUCCACGCCCUACAACGCCCUCGGGCUACGCCUCAGAGCGUGACUCUCCUCUCACGCGCAUAGCCGAACUCUUCAACGCGAACCACUUCAUCGUCUCUCAAGCUCGUCCUUACAUUGCACCUUUCCUUCGUAGUGAUCUGCACAGUCCCAAACCUGGUUAUAAGGGCAGAUCAUCUCUUACAAAUAGUCUGAUGAAGGUCAUGGUCAUGGAAGUCCAGCAUCGAUUGCAUCAACUGGAUUCUCUAGGUUAUCUGCCUGCACAAAUUCGUCGCUUCUUGCUGGACGAGAACAUCCCCGGUACCUCUUUGACUCUUGUCCCUGAGGUAAAAUUCACAGACUUCUUUAGAUUGCUCGAGAACCCUACCAGGCAGAGUGUAGAGUACUGGAUCUCGAGAGGAGAAAAGAUGGUAUGGCCUGCAGUGGAUGCACUAAAAGUAAGAUGUGCAGUUGAGGUAGAAUUGGAUCGUGGCUACCAAGUUGUACGAAGAAGAAAACCAUUUGACGCUAGUCCGAUGGCAUCAGCGCAUGGUACUGUCAGGUUGGACAAAAAGGGCAUCAAGAAAAGAAGUUCGAGCUCGGCACUCGAGUAA
This is a messenger RNA of Aureobasidium melanogenum CBS 110374, 1731 nucleotides long. RefSeq lists its product as uncharacterized. Gene Ontology annotation, molecular function: triacylglycerol lipase activity. Bases 1 to 1731 code for a protein of 576 amino acids. Gene Ontology annotation, biological process: lipid metabolic process. NCBI's taxonomy places the organism in Eukaryota, Fungi, Ascomycota, Dothideomycetes, Dothideales, Saccotheciaceae. The record is from RefSeq and is a predicted model, not a curated record. The transcript has 4 exons.